Messenger RNA from Varanus komodoensis (Komodo dragon), 4591 nucleotides. RefSeq names its product dynein cytoplasmic 1 light intermediate chain 2 (gene DYNC1LI2). Gene Ontology annotation, cellular component: centrosome; cytoplasmic dynein complex. Gene Ontology annotation, biological process: microtubule-based movement; microtubule cytoskeleton organization. Gene Ontology annotation, molecular function: dynein heavy chain binding. The record is from RefSeq and is a predicted model, not a curated record. Bases 10 to 1512 code for a protein of 500 amino acids. Lineage: Eukaryota; Metazoa; Chordata; Lepidosauria; Squamata; Varanidae. The transcript is spliced from 13 exons.
CCUGGGCGGAUGAGGUCACUCUUUGUGGUGGCUGCCGUUGGCAAGAUGGCGCCGGUGCUGGCGGAGAAGAAGCUGUUGGGGCCGGACGGGCCUGCGGCGGGCGACUUCCCCAGCGAGGAGGAGGAAGGACAGAGCCUCUGGUUCUCAAUAUUGAGUGAGGUGUCUACUCGAUCCAGAUCUAAAUUACCUGCAGGCAAAAAUAUACUUGUCUUUGGUGAUGAUGGUUCAGGCAAAACAACACUAAUGACUAAAAUACAAGGAACAGAGCAUGGCAAGAAAGGAAGAGGUCUGGAAUACUUGUACCUGAACAUCCAUGAUGAAGACCGAGAUGAUCAGACUCGCUGUAAUGUCUGGAUUCUUGAUGGGGACUUAUACCACAAAGGUCUUCUGAAGUUUGCUGUUUCAGCAGAAUCAUUGCAGGAGACUGUUGUAAUCUUUGUGGCAGAUAUGUCUAGGCCAUGGACUAUUAUGGAAUGCUUACAAAAAUGGGCAAGUGUCUUGCGUGAGCAUAUUGAUAAACUGAAAAUUCCCCCUGAAGACAUGAGAGACAUGGAACAGCGAUUUGUGAAAGCUUUUCAAGAAUAUGUAGAACCCGAAGAAGGUUAUCAGGGAUCACCACAGAGAAGAGGUCCAUCAGGGCAAGAUGAUGAAAAUGUUAUCCUACCACUUGGUGAUAAUGUACUGACUCACAACCUUGGGAUCCCUGUGAUAGUAGUAUGUACAAAGUGUGAUGCAAUGAGCAUAUUAGAAAAGGAGCAUGACUACAGAGAAGAGCACUUUGAUUUCAUUCAGUUGCACAUUCGUAGAUUCUGCCUACAGUAUGGAGCAGCCUUGAUUUAUACAUCAGUUAAGGAAGAAAAAAAUCUUGAUUUGUUGUAUAAGUACAUUGUACAUAAAACAUAUGGCUUUCACUUUACCACACCUGCCUUAGUGGUAGAAAAGGAUGCAGUUUUCAUACCUGCUGGUUGGGACAACGAGAAGAAAAUUGCAAUUCUACAUGAAAACUUGACAACAGUAAAGCCAGAAGAUUCAUAUGAAGACUUCAUUGUCAAGCCACCUGUAAGAAAGUUAGUUCAUGACAAAGAGCUUGCAGCAGAAGAUGAACAAGUGUUUCUUAUGAAGCAGCAGUCUUACCUUGCCAAGCAGCCAGCCACACCUACAAGAGCUUCUGAGUCUCCUGCACGAGGGCCUUCUGGAUCUCCAAGACCCCAGGGCAGGGCAGGCCCUGCUAAUGUUCCCAGUGCUUCACCAAUAGCAUCCGUUAAGAAACCCGAUCCAACUAUUAAAAAUAAUGCUGCAAGCGAGGGCGUGCUGGCCAGCUUCUUUAACAGUCUCUUGAGUAAAAAGACCGGCUCUCCUGGGAGUCCUGGUGCAGGAGGAGUUCAGACCACAGCUAAAAAAUCAGGACAAAAAACUGUUUUGACGAAUGUUCAAGAAGAACUGGAUAGAAUGACUCGCAAGCCAGACUCUAUGGUAAUGGCCAACUCCUCUCCAACAGAAAAUGAAGCUUGAUAAUGCUUGAACCUGCAUAUGUAAAUGACCAAAUAACUAUGUAUAUUGAUCUGAUAAGACCAGGAGCUCUCUGCUAUGGCAGAUGCUAUAAGUUUUCUUGGGGCAGGGGGAAAUGAAAUUUAACCUUCAUUGGCUUGUCCCAGUUAUCAAGUGCACAUUCAGGAAGUUUUGCAUAUAAAAUUCCUCUGUUUUAAGAUAACCAUUUAGAGUUUAAAUAGGGCAAUUCUCUUAUCUGAGUGGCAAACAAGGUGCAACUGUGGUUCUUAGGGAAGAGCACAGAGAAGUGGGAUGCAGAAUUCCUGUUGAAAAGCUGCGAGUAGCUGCUGGCACUAAGGAAGAAUGAAAUCCCUUUUUUCAAGUUUACUGGAGUUAGCCAUUCAAACCAUACUUGUACUUGGAAAGAAUCUGGUGUAGCAGAGUUUUGUUUGGAUGAAGAGUGUAUAAAAUGCUGCAUUUUAAAAGGGGGAAAUGCAAGAUCUGUUAAAUAGAAGUGAAAAGCAUGUCGGACAGACUGGAGAAAAGCAGUGUUGAAUAGAUAAUCACGGUUUAAAAAGAAAAGCCUUUACAAUUGGGGACGCUCAAAGCUUAAAACACUGAGCAUCAUGGGAUUUUUUUCUAUAAAUUGCAUUUUUAGUUCUAAUAAUAAGAUACUUAAAAUGUGUUGGUGCCCUUUUUUGUCAUAACUGACACAGGGAGAAACUUGCUUAGACCAAGUGCCUGGCACAGUGAGAGAUGUGUCUUUUAGAAGGUGCUUGAACCUCUUGUGCACUGUAGUACAAACAGUCUCUGUUUGUUUGACUUUAUUUUAAAACUUGGUAACUUUUUAUAGUCAUGUUUAAUCUUGAAUUCUUUUUUUCUGAUAUCUUCUGCCUUGUUUUGUUUUCCUUUCUUUCUAAACACCAACUGUGUGGCCUCUUAAGAGAAAUGGGUCACAUCAUCACUUUCCUAUAAUGAAAUGUGUUGCAGCAUAGAAACCAAUUGUUUUUCGCUCGUUUUUCGACCUGAGAGUUAACUGAAUCCUGCCUUAAGGUUGGAAAACCCUGUGAUAAUUUUCUGGUAGGUUUAAAAGAAUCUUGUUCCAAUUUGUAGUAAAGUAGAGAGUUGGUAGGUUUACCUUGAUAAACCUAGAACUCAGUGACUUCAUUACACUUGUGUAUAAUCCCCUCAGUGUAGCCUUUUACAAUCUUACGGUUGUCCCUCAUUACUACUCACGUUAGUACCCAUUAUCACAUUAAAUGAUACUUCUAUGAAAGACUCCCACAGUUACUGAAAAGGCACUUUUGAGUUUUUGUAUGAUCUACCUGACAGAGAAACACUACCUUACGUUAUAGUACCAAACAUGUGUGUGAUCCAUACACAGAAGGGAAAAUACCACCUAUGAAUUAUGCAGAGUUUACUUUUUAAUGACAAAUUUGUGUUAUGCUAAAUCUUGUUUCUGAAUAGAACACCCCUAAUAUUUAUAAUAUAUAUAUAUAUAUAGUUAAAUAUACAAAAUGAAUUGACCACUAACACAAUACUGGAUGUAAUUGCAAACCCUGUGUUAUAUGAAGAGGCAUCUCUUUGUUUUUGUAAGUCUGUCUAACACUAUCUAGUAAAGCUAAGAGUAUUUACUUGCAUUAACAUAAAAGCAUGUUAACUCAUGCCAGUUAUGUCUUUUUCUUUUUACAUUUUUAUACAUUUUUAAGUCUCAGUUUCAUCCACAGUUGCCUAGAUCUUAAACUGAGAAGCAGUGACCAGUGAAUCUGGUGUGUUGUUUUGCUGCCUAUAACAGUCUGGCAUAUGAUUUGCCAGAUGCUCAUUAAUGAAGAAUGUAGCCUUGUAUGACCCCAACAGAUGUGACUUGCAUCUGUUCCUUUGGUAUGCAACUUCACUAUACUGUUAGGGAGCUACAAUGUUUGUGCCAUGUAAUAAUACAAAGCAGGUUGGCACUUUGGGAUGGUAGAGCUCACAAUGGGUUCUAGUAGAGAGAAUUUCACCAUCUUGCCAAAUUUGCUGAAUGCAAAUGGCAUAGAGUCAGCCUUCUGAUGAGUUGGCUAGUCUAGACUUGUUUUUGGUUACACUUUUUCAGUUGUAGGGAAUUACAUCUUUGAAGCAAAAUGAAUAAAUAGGAUGAGCAAAUGUUUCAUGAGAGUAUGUGGUUCUAAUGUAUGCCUCAGUACACAACUGCCUCUUUUUAUUAAUGUUUUUCUCAUUCAUGUGGACAAUUCACUUUGUGUACCUAUAAUGUGUACAAGUGGCUAGUGAAGUAUUUUUUCAUUUUCAUAAAAUGAGUGUUAGAUCUGCUUCAAAUGAGCAAAAGCCAACAAAAUACAUUUCCAAGUUGUGCAAAGGAGCACUUGAAUCCAAGCAGAAUUUGACUCCCACCCACCGGCCCCCACACUUCCCUUUUGCAAGUGAAUACUCCUAGUUUCUCAAAGGAAGGAAGCUGUAAGUAAUGCAGUGUUUGUUGGUUGCCAUAGUCUAGCAACUUUGGAAAGCUGCACGGUUGUCUUUUCUGGUGUUCUCAAGCAUUGGAACCAAAGGCCAAACUGUAAACAGCCUUUAUGUUUAAAAAUACAAUUAACUUUAUUUUCAGGAUACACUUUUAUGGUAGACUGUUAAAAUUAUUACAUGGCUAUAUUUAUAUACAGAAUAGUGAUUGCAUCUACUGUUCAUGUUUAAACUAAAGUAAUAACCUAUUGAACUUGAAGAGAAGGCAAAUAUAAAGGAUUAAGGAUUGGCCCUCCAUCAAAAUGCUAUGGUUAUGCUGCUUGAUUUUUUUUAAGUUUGCACUUUUUAUUGGCAUUUUAAAACUUGUUUAAACUGAACAGAACUUGUUGUAUUUUAUUUAAUUUAACUACAUUGAAAGUGACUGAACUUAACCAUAUCCAUGCUGUAAAUGAAAAUUCACUCUUCAAUAUUACUAAGUUUAUUGAUGUUUUUAACUUCUAAUGAGGACUGCAGAUGUAUCCAAACACAACCCUUAGUCCAGUUGUAUGGCUUUAACCAGGUGCAGUCAUGUGGAAUCUUGCUUUCUAGUGCUGGCAAAAAUGAGGACCUGUCUAAUUAAUGGCUUCAAUAAAUACCAACCAAGACUGCU